AUGAGAUUCUUAAACGCCGUCUUGGCCGCGGUGGCCAUCAAUGGUGUCACCGCCAGCACAUGGUUCCCUGGCUCAAAGCCUGUUUACAACAAAUGGCACGAGACCGAGCUGGAGCGUUGGCUCGCAGAUCACGAUGUCCCCUACCCAACACCUGCCGAUCGCAAGGAUCUCGAGUCUUUAAUUGAGAAGAACUGGGAGAACUACGUUGUUUCUCCUUACAACAGCUGGGACACCAACCAGCUUAGCUCUUACCUGCAAUCAAAGGGUAAGGAGGGCAAGAACGAGGCCGCUGCCUCAAAGGAUAGCCUUUUGUCCCAAGUAAAGGCCAACUGGUAUGAGACUGAGGGCAACGCCCAAUCUGCCUGGCUCAACGUCAAGGAUUGGAUUCUCGACACUUGGACUGAGAGCCA
Messenger RNA from Fusarium redolens, 410 nucleotides. RefSeq lists its product as uncharacterized. The annotation marks the transcript as partial. Lineage: Eukaryota; Fungi; Ascomycota; Sordariomycetes; Hypocreales; Nectriaceae. The record is from RefSeq and is a predicted model, not a curated record. The transcript is spliced from 2 exons.